GAGGUCACAGGCCGAGAAUUGCGGCUAAUACUUUUGAGUUAAGCCCGUCCUUGAUUCGAAUGGUGCAGCAAAAGCAGUUUGGGGGAGCUGCAAUCGAGGACCCGAAUGCGCAUCUGGCGCAAUUUCUGGAGAUAUGUUGUACGGUGAAGUACAAUGGAGUCCCGGAGGAUGUUAUCCGGCUUAGGCUUUUCUCUUUCUCUCUUAGAGAUAAAGCCAAGGUGUGGUACAAUUCUCUUGAGGCCGGGACAGUGACAACAUGGGAUGAGAUGCGUCACAAAUUUCUCUUGAAGUUCUUCCCACCGAGUAAGAUGUUGAGACUUCAGACGGAGAUCACUCAAUUCAAGCAACAAGAUGGUGAGCCUUUAUACGAGGCCUGGGAGCGUUACACGCAACUCCUUCGGACGUGCCCUCAGCAUGGAUUUUCAGAGGAGCACCAAAUUUGUUAUUUCUACAAUGGAUUGAGUGGCCCGAUGAAGGCUAUGGUGGACGCCUCAGCUGGAGGUGCCCUUUUGGGAAGGCGACCGAACGACGCGAAGCGAAUUCUUGAGGAGAUGGCGUCGAAUAGCUAUCAGAUGCCAACUAAUGAGCCGGAAAAAGUCGAGCCUGAGGAAAGCAAGGAAGAGGAAGAAGUUGAGGAAGUAGUAGUGGAGCCCCCAAAAUCGGCAAUUACAGGGGCUGAGAAGCCAAAAUCUACUUCUAACACUUCUACUCCUAAUAUUCCUUUACCUUUUCCUCAACGUUUUGCAAAGAAAAAAAUUGACGAACAAUAUGCCAAAUUUCGUGAAAUAUUUACUAAAGUUCAAAUAAAUAUUCCUCUUGUUGAUGCAUUGCAGGAGAUGCCCAAAUAUGCCAAGUUCUUGAAGGACAUGGUAUCUAGGAAGAAGAAGCUCAAAGCGUAUGAGAAGGUGAAUUUGACGGAGGAGUGUAGUGCUAUGAUCCAAAAGAAGAUGCCUUUCAAACGCAAGGAUCCCGAGAGCUUCACCAUUGCAUGCAUUAUAGGAGGAAAGCGGUUCGGGAAGGUGUUGUGCGACUUGGGAGCAAGCAUCAAUCUCAUGCCACUAUCAAUUUUCAAGAGGUUGGAGAUUGGGACGAUUAGGCCCACUACGAUUGCAUUGCAAAUGGCGGAUAAAUCCUUGUCUUAUCUGAAGGGGAUUGUGGAAGACGUAUUGGUGAAAGUCGAGGAGUUUAUCUUCCCGGCUGAUUUUGUGGUCCUUGACAUGGAGGAGGAUAAGGAGGUUCCACUAAUUUUGGGUCGUCCGUUUCUUGCAACCGGGGGAGCAUUGAUUGAUGUGAAGAAUGGCGAGCUUACUCUCUGGGUUGAUGAAGAGAGCAUCACAUUUUCCAUAUAUCAAGCGAUGAAGAAUAAUAAUGAGGAUGGUGAGAUCGAAGAAUGUAAAGUGAUUGAAGUUGUCGAGGCUUCCUUCGACAAUGACAUGAUUACUUCUUC
This is a messenger RNA of Striga hermonthica, 1447 nucleotides long. The record is from the annotation of a GenBank genome assembly. Lineage: Eukaryota; Viridiplantae; Streptophyta; Magnoliopsida; Lamiales; Orobanchaceae.